Messenger RNA from Phymastichus coffea, 684 nucleotides. RefSeq lists its product as uncharacterized. The transcript has 3 exons. The coding region runs from base 1 to 684 and encodes 227 amino acids. Lineage: Eukaryota; Metazoa; Arthropoda; Insecta; Hymenoptera; Eulophidae. The record is from RefSeq and is a predicted model, not a curated record.
AUGGCGCGAUUUCGCAGAAGGUCGAGUGGCAACAGCUACCAAGUAAGUCGAGGUCGGCCGGCCGGCCGCCCUCUCGCCCGAACGACUAGCCUAAAAGUCAUCGCGAAAAAAAUUGAAACGAACAAAUUGAUCGGCGCGCAGCGCUUGGGAAAGCUGGCGUGCGGAGUGUGCAGCUCGAGCGUGAUGGGCAGCUCGCUGUACGUGACGGUGAUAGGCCUCAUCGGAACGGCGGUGACGGCGUUCAACGUGAUGCGCAUCGUGAACCGCAAGCCCGAGCCAGACUACCCGGCGGAUCCGACGAGGCCUUCGCGAGUCAGAGCCGCCGGUCCGUUGCCGGCCGCCGCGCCGCCGCGCCGCCGCGGUAUUUUUAACCGAGCCGCGGAUUCGGUUGCAGUGCCCGAGGAAGUCGAGCGCGAUCUGAAGCUGAUGACCUCGAUCCUGAGCAUCGAACACUACACGCUGAUAAUGCUCGGCGCGCUGACCGACUACCCGAUGCUGCACGCGCCCUGGCUACUCAUGCAGCUGUGCGUGAUAGCCGUCGAGCUGCUGGUCUUCCUCGUGCGGCUGUUCCUCGAGGGCCUGCACGUUAGCCGCGACGAGGUGCUGCUGUCGAUGCUCAACCUGCACAACUGGAUGCAGGUGUUCUGCCUGUUCGAGCGCCAGGCCGCCGGCCGUCUCGGCUGA